AUGAACGCGAUCCGCCAAACGCAGAACCUCAACAAGCGCGAGCUCGAGAAUGCCACCCCGCCAUCCGCCUCCUGGCACGUCGACUACCGCGACACUGCCUGGCUCUACGUCGGCGGCCUACCUACUGACCUCUCGGAGGGCGAUGUCUGCAUCAUCUUCAGCCAAUUCGGGAACCCGACGCACUUGAACCUUAUACGCGACAAGGAGACGGGGAAAAGCAAGGGCUUUGGCUUUCUGAAAUACGAAGACCAGCGGAGCUGCGAUUUGGCUGUUGACAACUUGGGCGGCGCGGAGGUGCUGGGUCGACUGCUGAGGGUGGAUCACACGCGAUAUAAGAAGAAGGACGGCGAGGAUGAGGAGACGUACCGGAUCGAGGCUCGGGAGAAGGAACAGUUUGGUGUGACUGCCGAGCCGGCGGACGACACUGACGCGGAGAGCGAUGGGGAGCGGAGAAAGAGCAAGCGGCGGAAAUUGCUAAAGGAAGAGGUGCAGUUGCAGCAGUUGCUGGAGAGCCAAGUGGAUGGUGAGGAAGAGGACCCCAUGCGUGGGUACCUCAUAGAAGAGAAGACAGCCGAGGUCCAGAGGGCGAAGGAGAGGGAGAAGGACCGGAGGAAGCAUAAGCAUCAUCACCGGCAUCGGCGAGACAACAACGAGAGUGCUGCAGAUGGGAAUGAUAAGCAACAUCGCAGCCACCGUUGGGAUGAAGAAGGCAUCGACGGAAAGGAUCGUCGUAAUGAUCGAUCGGUCUCCGUUGAGAGGGAUGCUCGGCGAAGGUCAGCGCGAGAUCGUAGAGGAGAGACCUGGAGGCGGAGCAGGAGUCGAAGCAGCGACCCGCCAGAGGAACGGAGACGAAAAAGCUCAGCAGAGGAGAAGCGCCGGCGUAAUAACAAAAACUCGAGGUCACGAUCAAGGUCACCGGAACGGUGA
Messenger RNA from Cyphellophora europaea CBS 101466, 927 nucleotides. RefSeq lists its product as uncharacterized. Lineage: Eukaryota; Fungi; Ascomycota; Eurotiomycetes; Chaetothyriales; Cyphellophoraceae. Gene Ontology annotation, cellular component: precatalytic spliceosome; catalytic step 2 spliceosome; U2 snRNP. Gene Ontology annotation, molecular function: RNA binding. The transcript has a single exon. Bases 1 to 927 code for a protein of 308 amino acids. Gene Ontology annotation, biological process: mRNA splicing, via spliceosome. The record is from RefSeq and is a predicted model, not a curated record.